This is a messenger RNA of Plectropomus leopardus (leopard coralgrouper), 354 nucleotides long. Lineage: Eukaryota; Metazoa; Chordata; Actinopteri; Perciformes; Serranidae. The record is from RefSeq and is a predicted model, not a curated record.
UUGCAGAGAGCUCUGCUGGUGCUGGGCCUGGCCGCACUGUUGCACGGCAGCAGGAGAGGUCAGGAUGUCUCGCUGAAGAUGGGGAAGGGGAUCAGACUGAAGAGUAAGAUGGUGAGACUGAUCCUGGAUCCAUCAGUGCAGCCUCAGAUAGCCAGCGCGUCUGCCUCCACCAUCGCCAACAUGUCUCUGUCACCGUGGACGUACAGAGACUCCUAUGUGGACUCUCGGUUGCCAAAGCGGGUCUUUCAUGCUCAGUGCCUGACCUCCGGCUGUGUAAACCUGCAGGGCAGAAGUGAGGAUGAAGCCCUGGAGGCCAAACCCAUCUACUACCGAGUCCUGGUCCUGCACAGGUGA